Messenger RNA from Archocentrus centrarchus (flier cichlid), 2286 nucleotides. RefSeq lists its product as uncharacterized. Bases 135 to 1202 code for a protein of 355 amino acids. Lineage: Eukaryota; Metazoa; Chordata; Actinopteri; Cichliformes; Cichlidae. The transcript is spliced from 2 exons. The record is from RefSeq and is a predicted model, not a curated record.
CACAGACACAGAAAAACUUUUUGCAGUGAGCACUUGUGUCCAUGCGACUAGCGUCAUUUUCGGAGCUUUGACUCAAUCGGUAGCAGCGUUGGGCCGGGGGACGCAAAACAAACGAGCGGGUGACGGAAGCAAAAAUGUCUAAUUACAGCACGGACUCGCCCACCACUCAGAGGAGCCCCACCUCUCUAUUUUCUGUCUCUUCUGCCAUCACAGAAAGCAGCACCAACAUCACGGACACCUUCACUCACUCUUUGUUCGACAAGAUUGCAGACAAUGACAUAAUCUCCACAGCAAACUAUCUGUACAGUUUAUUUGCUACCCUCGGUCUCUUAGCAGGUUGCUUCCUGCUUUACAGUUUCAUUCAGACCUACCGUGCCCACAAGAGGCUGGCUUGGCUCGGCUGCCUCCUCUGGGUCUUUUGUGGCUUUCAGCUGCUGCACCUGCUCCUCUCACUGCACAUUGUGGCCCACAGACCUCAAUACCUAAAGACCACAGCUUUGGGCUGUGCCGCCCUCUCCUUCACCAUCAACACAGCCUCUCUGUGUGGCAUUUUGGUCUUAGUGCUUAUGGCAUCCGUCCUCACCUUUGAUCCUCCAUCCCAUCACCUGCUGAGAAAGUCUAGCUUCUGUGCGGCACUAGUGAGCAUCACUUCUGUACUGAUCUGUCUGGUGCUGGCUGGCAUUCGCGGACCCAGCGGAGAUCUGCAGAAAAAGGUCGACUGUUUGAUGGAUCCAACCAAAGAUGGUGUUUCAUAUGCAGCUGCUAGGCUGUGUUUGGUCUUUCUGAUUCCCUACAGCCUCCAAAUGGGACUUCUGAUAGGUGGCUGCGUCCGCCAGUGGAAGUCAAAAGGACGUUUCCUCUCUGGCUCCGAGGAAGGUCCUGUGUUCCUGACAGUCUCCGUGGUUACGCUCAUCUGCCAGCUCUUCUACAGCGCGUCGCUACUCAACGGGGCUCUGCUUGAGAAAGAGAGGCAGCUGGGCUUUCGCCCAUUUCUGAGUGUGGCUGAGUUUGUACUGUUCUCGGGAAGCAGCGCCAGCCUGCUGUUCGUGCUGUUCUUGCACAGGCCGUGUCGAGAGAGCCUCUUUGGUGUGAUCAGGCGGCUGAGGGACUGCUGUCGACGUCCAGGGCGCACACAGCCCAACAGAAAUAUCAUCGCUCCACACAUUGAGAUCACAGACACUCUGGAAGACAUCGAGUCUUAGAAAUGUGGCUGUUUGCUAGGACGGAUCUCUUCCGAUGCAUCAGAUUAAAUGUCUUGUCUGUUGUGGACUAUGUGAAUGUUUUUACAAACAUGCAUCUCAUCUCUCCAGUCACUGAAAGCUUGCAGAAAUCCUGUUUUAUGUAUUUUUUUUUUAACAUUUCUAUUGACAAUGUACAAAAAAAAAAGCAGUACAUUUUUCCAUGUUAUGUCUAUACAGAGGUUUUAUUUCUUAAAUAAGGGAAUCAAAAAACAAAGAUUCUGUAUGUCUUCAUCCUGUUCCAGGAUAAAUGUCUUUUCUUGGAAACUUUGUUUUGCAUAAGCCUGAUUUGCACAAAAGCAUAUUAAGACAAAUGCUUGGAAAAUCCUCUGCAACUCCCUGCAUGCUACAUAGGAAAAAUGCAGUCUAGGAAAACUAAAGUCAGAUUCUAUUUUUAUGCCAACAGUGUCAACAAGUCUUCAUGCAAUUAUGUUAACAAAAAGUUGUUACUGACUCAGAAAACUGCACGGAUGAACACUUUUCAAGAAAUUCAUGGCCACCAGUUCUAGGAAUAAGUGACCUCCACGGAUAUCAUUUUCCAUCGGUGGCAACACAGAGCGGGGCCCGGGCUGCAUGAGAUGCUGGCGUUAACUUUAAUGUGGGAACCUGAUUCACAGCAGCAGUAGCUCAAAUCUGGGAUCUCAAGGACGCUACUUCCAGUUUCAAACUUGUCAAAUGCAACGCGAUACACUGAGCUGACAGAGCUGUGUCCUAAAAAACCAAAUCAAAGAGCAAAGAUGCUCCUGCACAAACUGUCUUUAUGAGCUUUUAAGUAAUUUGAAGCCAGUAGAGAUCAAGCGAGGCUGUACGUGUUUGCUGUCCAUCUUGUUUAGUGUAAAUGUGCUGUUCAGAGACAGGCCGACUCCUAUAUUUACAUAUUUGAACAUUAAACAGUCAUCACUAGUGUUGACAAGAUGACCUCAUGUCUCAAAUGGACGUAACCAUAUAAGCAAUAAAAAAAAAAAAAUGCCCAUACUAAUAUAAAUAUGGGAUGUUCAAUAUGACAAGGGACUGUAUUACUCAUAAAAAAGUAGUAAAGGUUUGAUAA